GCAAUUAGUUUUAAUUAAAAAGCGAGCGCGUUUAUUAAAAUAAAAUACAAAACAAGUAACAGCAAGAACAGAAAACGCGCAAAGUAAUUAAAAUUAAUGAACAAAAUUUACGUUUUUUUUUAAUAUUUAGAAAAAGGUAGACAGAAAACGUAGAAAUUACCGAGUAAAAAGUGGUGUUGUUGUGUUAUUUAAUUAAUAUAAUUUAAUAUUUGUUGGAUUUUGUUUAUAUGUAUAAAAAUCAGCUGUUUGACUGAUUUUUAAAGAGAAAUUUAGUUUGCAGUCUUCUACGUCAUACGUUUAGAUGAGUGUUAAAAGCGCGUGCUUGUGAAUGUCAAAAAAGUUCUCUUGUCUGUGAGUGUAAUUAUUGUAUGCCUUGCAAAAAGUCUAUCAAUAUGAGUAAUUCAUUUGACAUAGCAACCCCAGUAGUAACAGCAUUAGACGUUACAAAUGGUAAAGAGUUAAAUAGGCAAAAAGCCUACAACUCCCCCAGAUCAACAACAACAACAACGCAGUGUGAAAUACACAAGGACAAGAAUAAUGAUGACGAGUACUCCAAAGCUCAACAACCAAGUCAAAUUACUCUCCAACAAAUUAAGAAUAAAAAGCAACAGCAAAAUCGGCGAGAAGAUACAACGAAAGCUGCAGGAGUAAAUAAGAAAAUCCACCAAGAUGAUGGUGAUGACGACGAUGAUGAAGUAAGUGAAGAAGCUUUGGAAUCAAAUGAAAAUGAACACCUGCUUGGCGGUCAAGAGCAACAGCAAGCAAUGAAAAAUAGUGCAACAGCAGCAGCUCGUGUUAAUUUGAACGAAACAUCAUCCACAGCAACUUCAGAUGUGAGGAGAGCUAAAUACAAACGAUAUCGUGAAGAUGAAGAAGCUGAUAACCCCAACAAGCAUCCAACAAAUCCUUUAGGCAGCAGCCAAAGCUUUAUUACUAGCACUAAAACCAUAGCAGAAGACAUAGAUUUGAAAACACAUUGCAAAUUAGAAUUGCACAAAUUCCCCAAGGAGAUGACGCAAUCUCAAAACAACAUUAAUGAACAAAACGGUUCAACUAUAAUUCUAACUCCAACACUAUUAACUCCAACCACAGACGGUCAACAUGGUUUUACAAAUAUUGGAGGUACUACUGCUAGUGGAGGAGGUGAUGGGGGAGAAGGUGCUGCUGCCACAAAUGUUGCCGCAUUCCAUGACGAUGUUUAUAAGGGACCAAAAAUCUGGCAAUAUCUAGUUCGCAACUACCCCGUGACGUCACAACCUCUGGCCAUAUUUAUCAUAUUUAUAGUACUAUGGCUACUAGGUUAUGUACUUAUGCCCGAAUAUGCGAUACCAAGUACCGCCAUAAUGCGUUUAAUACUUUUGAUUGUUGGUGCUCAAAUCACGGGUAUAUUAGUGACCUUUAUUAAAUUGCCUGAUAUGUUGGGUAUGUUGUUCUUUGGUGUUUUAUAUACAAAUGUAGGAUUGGCUGAUUUCAGUGGUUAUCAACGAUUGGAAGCAUUCUUGAGAGAAAUGGCCUUAAUUAAUAUAAUGCUAUUGGCUGGUUUUGGUUUAGAUGCCAAUGCUUUUAAAAAAUUGUGGUUUAUGAUAUUACGUUUAACUCUAAUUCCCACCAUUGCCGAAGUUACCAUAAUAACAGUUUUAGCUCAUUUCCUGUUAAAUAUGUCUUGGUUAUGGGGCAUUCUGUUGGGUCUCGUUAUUACAGCUGUCUCCCCUAAUGUCGUCGUCACCGUGAUGUUAAAACUAAAAGAAGAACGUUUGGGUCUAAACAAUGGCAUUCAUACACUUAUCUAUGCCAUGACCACUUGCAAUGAUGUAGUGGCCAUAUUUUUAUUUGGUGUAUUUUGUGGAGUAAUAUUCUCAACGGGUACUUUAACGGAACAAAUUCUGCAGGGACCUAUCGGUAUUGGUAUUGGCUUUGUAUUUGGUUAUGUAUAUGGUCUAAUGUUACAAUUUUUACCCUCCCGUAAUGCGAUCUAUGUAAAUGGUUUACGUUUUGUUUUGACUGUCUUGGGCGGUACCAUUGCCGUGAUGGGCAGUAAAACUAUCGGUUAUCCAUCUGCUGGCGCCUUAGGGUGUGUAACAGUUGCUUUCAUAGCUAGCAUUGGUUGGAAGCGUCAAGAGAAAAAAUUGACACCACAGCAACUACAAGCAUAUGAAAAUGCUAAUGUAGGCAAACGUCUUGACUUAAUGUGGAAAUUUUUAAAACCUGUCUCUUUCGCCCUAAUUGGCAAGGAAAUUAAUUUCACAGUUUUGGAUGGCAAAGUUGUAGGAUACGGAGUUUUGCUAGUAAUACUUGGAAGUGUGUUUCGUUUGGCUUUUGCAUAUUUAUCAACUUAUGGAGGAAAUUUAUCAAUAAAAGAACGUGGCUAUAUAACAAUUUCCAGUUUUCCCAAAGCAACAGUGCAAGCCGCCUUAGGGCCCAUAGCCUUAGAUUUGGCUCGUUCAUUGAAUGCUGAUGCGGCUACUUUAUCGUUGGCCAGUAAUGUUCUAAUCAUAUCCGUUCUGGCCAUUAUAUUCACUGCACCAUUGGGUGCUAUUUUAAUGUUACGUUUAGCACCAAUUUGGCUACAACGUAGUGCUACAAAUGACGAUAAUAUGGCUGAUGACAAUCGAGGAGGAAAUGUAAACAUGACCGUUGAGUACGAGAACAGUACAGCGGGCAAUGCCAAUAAUGAAGAGUUUUCGGGUAAUGACAAUUUAGACCGCCAUCAAAAGUCAGUUUAAAACCAAUAACAAUAACACAUAGUAGAAAUAAUAGAAAAUACAAAAAAAAAAAACCAACCAUAAGUAUAGCACAGGAUGAAUGAAAUGCUGUGACGUUGAACUUGUUAAAGUCUAAGUUUGCAUUAUAUUGAAAAAAAAAAAAAAAAAACAAACCUAAGAAGUUUAGACU
Molecule: messenger RNA, 2892 nt
Organism: Lucilia sericata (common green bottle fly)
Lineage: Eukaryota; Metazoa; Arthropoda; Insecta; Diptera; Calliphoridae
Gene: Nha2
Product: sodium/hydrogen exchanger 9B2
Exons: 11
Coding region: 369-2723 (784 amino acids)
Biological process (GO): proton transmembrane transport
Cellular component (GO): membrane
Molecular function (GO): antiporter activity
Source: RefSeq, a predicted model, not a curated record